ACCGAGUCUAAUUUCCAAUUCACCCACACCCAUCCAUCCACACAAACAGGUGAAACAAGAAGCCACUGACAUUUACCCCACUAAAAAAAAAAUAGCUCGCAGUAUCUCUCCUCCCUCGUCCGCCGUCUACGCAUCGACAUCGCCCCACUAAAACGCGACCCCUUCCAAGAUGAAAUACAAGAAUUCAACUGGGGCCACCCACUCCUCAAGGAUGAGCCUCCAGUCUUAACAGCGCGCACGGCACUACUAGGCUUGAUCCCGAAUCUAACCUCCCUUGAAUCCGUCGAGUGCUACGACUUGUCUGGAGAAGCAUACUCUUCGCAACUAUCUGCAUCGCGCUCACUCAUGCGUUGUCUGUUCAAGCACUGCCCCAAGCUGAAGAGGUUGACCAGGACAGAUUGGUGGAGUGAUUUGGGGUGUGGGUACGAAGCGCGGGGGUGGACUACUAAUCUUGUGAACUUGACGAUUUCCGUGCCGGAGAGCUAUUUUGCCGUGGACGGGCUGGUGGGGGUUGAGGAUGUGGCAUGCCGGGAGCUCAGGGCGUUGUUAAAGGCGUCUCCGCUGCUGAGGUACCUGGAUUUUUACAGAGGGAGGAUUAGCAUGGGUAUUAUAUUCGCAGGGAGUAAGCGUUCGCACUCCUGUAGCAGCUCUUCAACCUCGACUCCAUGCCUUUCCCCCUCCUCCUCUUCCUCCAUCACUUCGACCUCCACUACCGGCGCGAACGGCGACGUUUCCCCCCUCGUCCUACCAAACCUUAGAACCCUCGUCCUCUGGGCCACCUUUGUCGAGGAAAAACCCCAGGAAUUGGUCUCCGACUACCUUUCCACAUCUGCCGGCUUCUUCCCGUCCCUAGCCGGCCUGGAAUUAGUAACCGUGAGGUGCUCGAAGGAGGGAUCCUACCUGUCCGACCAAGUGAAACCGCAAGACCUAUUCGAGGUGAUUGCUACGCUCAGGGACGUGGAGGUUAAGAGCAUCACCGAAACGCAGAUUUACGACUUCACGAAGCCGCUGCCGUCGACAGAGGAGUUACAUUCCAGGAUGAUGAUGGAGAAGCACGGGAGGCAGGAUGAUAGGAAGUCGAGGUUUCGGGAGUGGUAGUGGUGUUUAGGACACUCCCCCUUCCCCUCUCUCUGGGGGAGAUUACAAUACUUGGAGUUGGAAAUACGGAGGAUAGACCGCAAAAAGUCCUCUGCUGGGUUUACGCUUUACGAGACAGGAAUUUCCCACGACAUUCCUUCCCCCAUCUCUUCCAAUCCUCUCUCUAUCUCUCCCUCUAUAUCUAUCCAGGGAUUUCGUGAACCUUAUCCCCAUAUUUAUCCCUUCCACCUUUUUCCUCUUUUCUCCUCGCAAAGCACAUUAAUGAUCCGCCAAUCCCUCUCUUGUCCUAAGCGUAGUCUUCCAAUCUUGCCACAGAUACGUUUCAACUGCCAACGAGAUGAGACCGCUGAUGAUCCACCCCAUAGUUAACUAUAGUAGGACUGUUAGUUUUUUCUUUUCUUUCCUUCUUCCGGGAUAUACUCUUUUGGGUGGGGUGUUCGAGAGGAAAGGAGAGAGGGGAACUACUCACUGGGUCCAUUGUUGAAGAUUUGCUUCCAGGUGAUUGUUGAUCGGUUGCUGGUUGCUGCUGGUUGACGUAGUCUUCUUUUCUUUCUCCCUUUCUUCCAAUUGGAAUAGAUGGAGGUUUUUGGAGUGUGGUGGGGGACAAAAACACGAUAUAAAGGGUUGUGUGGGAUUGAUGGAUAGGUGGAUGAGUCGGUUGUGCAAUGGAGGGAGGGGGGUGGGGGGACUGCCUUUUUCGCCCCUUUUCGUUCAUUGAUGCGAGGUUUACGACGUGAUGAUGGUGGUAUGAAGUGUAAGAUAACGUGGUAUUCACGGGUUGGGAAUGGAUCCAUGGGAAUGGUGGGGGGAGGAGAGUGAUUUUACGUGACCGAAAUUUACUUAAAGUAUCAUACGAACGGCGGCGGAAGAGAUCGACACCCCCCUUGGGUUUCCGUACAAAGUGCA
This is a messenger RNA of Tuber melanosporum (Perigord truffle), 2004 nucleotides long. RefSeq lists its product as uncharacterized. The record is from RefSeq and is a predicted model, not a curated record. The transcript has a single exon. Bases 346 to 1098 code for a protein of 250 amino acids. Lineage: Eukaryota; Fungi; Ascomycota; Pezizomycetes; Pezizales; Tuberaceae.